GCUCGCCGUCGUUCAGUGGCACCCGGAUCAAUCCAGUCUUUAAGCCUGAACCACCUCCACCGGGAGUUUCUCCUAACCAGGGUCAGAACAGCUCGCAAGGGCAAACCCUGUCCGCAGGCACCGGACAUCAACCUAUGGCCAGUCGAACCCCGGCUCCUAAACAGAGCGGGACGCAGCAAGAGGGAUCACAGACACACGGCGGAAGCAAAGUGCCCGUGUCCACAGCUACUGGGGCUGCGGGGGGUCGGAGUCAACAGAACGGCAGUGGAGAGCAUGUGAUAGGUAGUGGUCAGAAGGAGGAAGAAACGCAAAGGAAUUCGGAACACCUUUCUUUGAGAGGGACUAGAUUCCCAACAAAACAGAGACGCACCCAACAGGAAGGCUUAGCAGAAGAGAAAUCAUCCAGGUCUUUUGACUUUUCAGACGGAGAAUCCUCGGCCUCCUCCAUCCUCCCCGCUGCAGAAACUAUGUGGAACUUAAACCAGGAACAAGGGAAGGAGCCGGACCUGGGGAACCGGACAGUUUUUUCACAAUUGUGGUACACGGGGACAAUCAGACCACUGAGCAAGAAGGCAGCUCAAUCCAUCAGAGUGGCAGCAGCUGGAUAUAUGUGGAAACCUGGGGCUGAGGAGGGACAAGGGCAUAUGCCAAAACUUGCCUGGGACAAGAUUACAGCGACGAAAGAGGAGGGCGGUUUGGCUGUUUUGGACCCGACACGCCAAAUCAAGGCACUUCUGGCCAAAUGGCCGGUCAAAGCUACAAUGGACACAGAGGACCAAAGUUGGGUGGCCUUGGCGGAAUACAUCUUGGCCAAGGAAUGGGAUCCGUCUAACGGGGAGGACGUCUGGCGCUUAAUGUUGACCCAAGCGUACCAGAGAAGGAAGCUGAAAUCAGUCUUUUGGCAAGGAGUUAUUCAGGCCUGGCGGACGGUUGCCCCAGCCCUGGUCAGAGAACCAGGGACACGGGACGAAGUGCUGCGCCAGCCUUUGUUCGAGAACGGCCGCAUUAAGGACCAAAGAGGGUUAGUGUUCGCAAUAGCUGGGAGAGGCAACUAUGGGAGAGCGUGGGUGGAAAGGGGUGUGAUCAGGAUCGGGGACCUGUGGGAUGAAGGACGAAAGAUAUGGAAGACUGCAGAGGAGCUGAGAGAUAACCUUGGGAGGCUGUGGCAUGUGGAGGAGAGGAGGGAAGCUCUAAUACAGGCCAUCCCAGUGGAGUGGAAGCAACGGUUGGAGAAUGAGACAACCACUGGGAAAUGGUAUCGUCCGGUCCUUACCAUGGGAGAAGAUCAUCAAUUCUUCAAACAGGUGGACAAUGGAAAGUUCGAAGUUUGGGAAAGAAACAGAGCAGAAGGCAUUCCUCAAUGCACAAUGGUGUUUAAAGAGGAGCGGGUAAUUGGUAAUCCGGGACUGAUGGAAGAAGUCAGGGUUUUUGUGCAUUUCUCAGCAGGUGGUCCACCUCAGCCUGUGUUACAUCUGGACGGCACUCCCAUCAGAUCUAUGCGGCUUGAUAUCAGACUAUAUGGAUGGUCGAAGGUUAGGGGACAACCGUUCAUCAGUCAGUAUACCCCUAAGCUGGGCAUGGGGAUUCAGAGAUUGGAAGGCAGUAAUUCUUGUAAGAUUCAGGAAACCAUUCCCGAAUCUCUCACAGGUUCAAAUCUGUCGGUGGAAUACUAAAAGGAAAGGUGGAAGAUUUGUCUGAGACUGCCAGACAAGAGAGCAGCUUCAAUUGCAUGGUUAAUAACCCAUGCGGCUCCAUUGGAUGCAGUGGCACUGUUCAGACGAGGAGCUUUUCUAAUUCCGUAGUUAGCAUUGGCUUGCUUGGGGCGAACUCAGCUGGGCAGUGAGCUGGGAUUACGGUUCCGGGCACACAAUCACUAGACAUGCAGAUGUGAAAGAAGGGAGAUAAAAAGAGAGCAAGUGCGGGUGGAACAGUCACAAAAGCGAAGACAGAAGUCCGAUUGAUUAGACGAAGAGCAAAAGCUGAGAACAAAAAGUUACCCUUAUC
This is a messenger RNA of Chara braunii, 2004 nucleotides long. The record is from the annotation of a GenBank genome assembly. Lineage: Eukaryota; Viridiplantae; Streptophyta; Charophyceae; Charales; Characeae.